Coffea eugenioides is the source of this 1998-nucleotide messenger RNA. RefSeq lists its product as uncharacterized. Gene Ontology annotation, biological process: positive regulation of growth. The record is from RefSeq and is a predicted model, not a curated record. NCBI's taxonomy places the organism in Eukaryota, Viridiplantae, Streptophyta, Magnoliopsida, Gentianales, Rubiaceae. The coding region runs from base 229 to 1725 and encodes 498 amino acids. The transcript has a single exon.
UCUCAUCAGUAUCAAACGGACCUCAAACUGCAUCUUGGAAACUCUUUCUUCCCAAAUAUUAUCCUUAUCUCUGCUGCGUCUCCAUUCUUCAAUUAUUUCUUCCUUCUCUCCUCAUCUCGUCACCUAGCAUCUCUUUCAUCUUUCCCAGCUGAUCAUUUAUUGCUAUCAAACCUACAGCCCAUAUUCGGUUAUUAAGAUUAAUCACAUCCCUUUCAUCCAAAGGAAUUAAUGAUGGCUCUUGAAACAUGGUUGGUCAAGGUAAAGAAGACGAUCUCGAGCAGUUUCGACACAGUUCGUAGCGCCACAGUACCAAAAGCUGCAGCAAAACCUGCACUAGUGAUCAAGAAAUCAAGCGUCGGGGUUUUAGCAUUUGAGAUCGCUGGCUUUAUGGCGAAGCUUCUCCAUCUAUGGCAAUCUCUAUCAGACAAGAGCAUCACUCGUCUUCGCAACGAAUCAAUAUCUCUAGAAGGAGUUCGCAAGAUCGUCUCCAAUGACGAAGAUUUUCUACUAGGCCUAGCAUGCGCAGAGAUGGUGGAAAAUCUCAGGCUAGUUGCAAAGUCGGUUUCAAGAUUGAGUAAGAAAUGUGAGGACUCAAAUCUCCGGUCCUUCGAUCGAUGCCUCCAGGAGUUCUCCAACACGGGGCGGGAUCCUCAUCACUGGGUUUUAAGCUGGAAGGAAAUGGAAGCCAAGAUCAAGAAAAUGGAUCACUUCGUUACCAUCACGGCCACGCUUCAUCGGGAGAUGGACGAGCUUUUGGUGGUUGAGAACAGUUUGAGGAAAUCUCAGUUACUGCAAUCCAACAAGGAGCGCGACCUGGGCACGCUUACAUUCAAAGAACAAAAGAUCACUGAGCUGCAACAGAAGCUUCUCUGGCAAAGGCAAGAAGUCAAGUACCUGAAAGAAAGAUCUUUAUGGGGUCGGAGUUUCGACACGGCCACAUUAUUGCUAGCAAAGUCAAUAUUCACCAUUCUCGCUAGAAUAAAGCUUGUUUUUGGCAUUGCUAAUACCAGUCACGGACAUCCAAUUUCUCUACCUCGGAGUCUCUCAGCUUCGGCUACUGUCUACCCUUCUGAACAUUCCAACACGUGCAAUUUUGUGUCCGGGCCAUUGAUGAAAAACCCGAAAUCGGAAGAUGAUCACCACCAAAAAGGUGCCACCACUAAUCCGGACAUUGAUCACGGCUUCUUUGAGGUAAACUCCAAGCCAAUGAAACCGCCUUCCAGUACACUAGGCGCGGCUGCUCUUUCCUUACACUACGCGAAUUUGAUCAUUGUCAUAGAGAAGAUGAUUAGGUCACCCCAGUUGGUGGGUAUUGAUGCCAGAGAUGAUUUAUAUUCCUUGCUGCCGAUCAGUAUUCGUUCGUCGUUGAGGGCAAGACUGAAAGGGGUAGGAUUUUCGGCUAGCGAUCCAUUUCUUGCUGGAGAAUGGAGGGACGCUUUGCAUAAGAUAUUGGGUUGGCUAUCACCAUUAGCACAUAACAUGAUCAAGUGGCAAAGUGAAAGGAGCUUUGAACAGCAAAAUUUGUCGCCCAAGACAAAUGUUCUUCUGCUGCAAACGUUGUAUUUCGCGAAUCAAGAGAAGACCGAGGCGGCCAUAACGGAGCUGCUAGUUGGGUUGAAUUACAUUUGGAGGUUUGAAAGGGAAAUGAACGCUAAGGCCUUGUUUGAGUGCACCACCAACUUCAACGGUUUCUUGAACUCGCAGAAUAAAAUUUCUUCUGAUUAGGUUGAUUAUUACUCGUCUAUUUCCAUCUUUUCCUUUUUUUUUCUCUGUAUUUUUUGGUCUGAUUUAGAAGCGUUCGAUAGUAUAUCGAGGUUUUCCCCUUUUUUUUUUUUUUCUUUUUCGGUUUGCAUUUUUCUACUAUAAUAUUUUAACUCUUCCUCCCGGAGAUCCAGACGGUUUGUUUUGCUUCAAACCCUGAUCUUUGUGUAUGUAUGUAAAAAAAAAAAAUCUUGAUGUAAAAAGGAUGAGAUCGAAGGAGUCAAAUUGCAAAAUAUU